Blepharisma stoltei is the source of this 561-nucleotide messenger RNA. NCBI's taxonomy places the organism in Eukaryota, Ciliophora, Heterotrichea, Heterotrichida, Blepharismidae. The record is from the annotation of a GenBank genome assembly.
AUGGAUCGUCACAUUUCACUGUGCAGGAAAAUUGAUAAAGUUUCAAAAAAGACCUACGGAAACCCAACAGACCCUUCCCCAAAAGAAUGUGCUCCUACAGAAGAAGUAAUUGCUUUAUCCCCUCGAGGAGAAGUCUUAUGCAAAAAUCUUUCAGAUAAAUACCGAAAUCGCCGAAAAAAGUUACCAUUAAUUCUAAAAAACGCUUUACAAUACCUAUACCCUGCAAAUAAAAUCACAGAAAGGCCUCCAAGAUCUAAAUAUGACAGAAGCGUUAGAGACCUGUCUUUUGAUUUUCAUCACAAACGAGAAAACUCAGAACUAUUCCAAUCCUAUGAAUUUAAAGUAAGAAAAGAUCAAGCAUUUAGUAGAAGAAAUAGCGAUCUCUAUGUAAAUUGCUUUAGAUUUAACGGACAGGUCGAAAGUGAGUUCCUAGGCACAAAAGAUGGAGUUACAGAAAAUAAAAAGCUUUAUGAGCAGAUGCUUAAAGAUUCUGGGCUAUAUGCAGAAAUCAAAAUUAGGUACAGAAAAGGGGAAAUUAAAUACCGAAGAAUGCCAGUUUAA